Messenger RNA from Oncorhynchus kisutch (coho salmon), 3749 nucleotides. Its product is annotated as gephyrin. The transcript has 24 exons. Gene Ontology annotation, cellular component: dendrite; cytosol; cytoplasm. NCBI's taxonomy places the organism in Eukaryota, Metazoa, Chordata, Actinopteri, Salmoniformes, Salmonidae. The coding region runs from base 51 to 2546 and encodes 831 amino acids. Gene Ontology annotation, biological process: gamma-aminobutyric acid receptor clustering; Mo-molybdopterin cofactor biosynthetic process; establishment of synaptic specificity at neuromuscular junction. The record is from RefSeq and is a predicted model, not a curated record. Gene Ontology annotation, molecular function: molybdopterin molybdotransferase activity.
GCUCUUGGCCCUGCCGUGAGUUCUCAGUGCGGGCGACAGCGCUGCUGAACAUGGCGUCAGACGGGAUGAUUUUAACAAACCACGACCACCAAAUCCGUGUCGGAGUCUUGACAGUGAGUGACAGCUGUUUUAGGAACCUGGCAGAGGACCGCAGUGGAAUCAACCUCAAAGAUCUGGUGCACGACCCCUCCCUGCUGGGAGGCUUCAUUUCAGCCUAUAAGAUCGUGCCAGAUGAAAUUGAUGAGAUUAAGGAGACUCUGGUGGACUGGUGUGAUGAGAAAGAACUCAAUCUCAUCUUGACAACCGGGGGGACCGGCUUCGCUCCCCGUGAUGUCACACCUGAGGCUACAAGAGAGGUGAUAGAGCGGGAGGCUCCAGGGAUGUCUCUGGCCAUGCUGAUGGGUUCUCUCAACGUCACACCACUAGGCAUGCUCUCCAGACCCGUGUGCGGCAUCCGUGGCAAGACACUUAUCAUUAACUUACCAGGGAGCAAGAAGGGUUCACAGGAGUGUUUCCAGUUCAUCCUGCCCGCGCUGCCCCACGCCAUUGACCUGCUCCGGGACGCCGUGGUCAAGGUGAAGGAGGCAGUGGACGAGCUGGAGGACCUCCCCUCGCCCCCGCCUCCCCUCUCACCGCCCCCCAAUAGCUCGCCGCGGCGCCAGACGGAGGACAAGGGCGUGCAGUGUGAGGAGGAGGACGAUGAGAAGAAGGACAGCGGUGUGGCGUCCACUGAGGACUCCUCGUCCUCGCACAUCACCGCCGCCUCCAUCGCCGCCAAGAUCCCAGAUAGCAUCAUCUCCAGGGGUGUCCAGGUCCUCCCCAGAGACACAGCCUCUCUGAGCACCACGCCCUCUGAGUCGCCCCGUGCCCAGGCCACCUCGCGCCUCUCCACCGCCUCCUGCCCCACGCCCAAAGCGCGGCUCCCCUCCUGUUCAUCCACCCUAAGCAUUGCUGAGGCCUCACGGAGAGAGUUCAGGGCUCACCUGGAUGAGGUCAUCACGCUCAAGUCAAGGUACUCUACCUUGGACCAGGUAAACCCCCUUACAUUCUUCCUACCCUUCCUCUAUAACCGGCAUGCAGGCCUCGCUCCUCACCAUAGACACAGGCACAGUCACCACACAGCACUAGGGCCUCAGAGAAACCAAAGACACCUGUUAGAGACCCCUGACAGACAUCCAGAGGUACGUAGACAGACAGGGGAGGUGCCUGGAUCCACAGCCCACAGAGGGCUCGCCAUCUCAGGCAGCCUGCUCUCGGCGGCUCCCCUGUGUGGUGAUGCAGUACUGGAGCUCAUCUACAGGAAAGACAGCGAGAGACUCUCUCCGUCUCAUGUGCAUCCCCUCUCUCUUCUCCUCCUCCGUCCCCUCUCUCUCUCUCUAGAUGGGAUGGGUCGAGUCCUGGCUCAGGACGUUUAUGCCAAAGACAACCUGCCCCCGUUCCCCGCCUCUGUCAAGGAUGGUUAUGCUGUAAGAGCGGCUGAUGGUCCAGGUGACCGUUUCAUCAUCGGAGAAUCCCAGGCUGGAGAACAGCCCACCCACACAGUGAUGCCAGGCCAGGUGAUGAGGGUGACGACGGGGGCUCCUAUCCCCUGUGGGGCGGACGCUGUGGUACAGGUGGAGGACACAGAGCUGCUCCGCGAGUCUGAGGACGGCACCGAGGAGCUGGAGGUGCGGAUCCUCGUCCAGGCCCGUCCAGGACAGGACAUCAGGCCCAUAGGUCAUGACAUCAAGCGUGGGGAAUGUGUCCUGUCCAAGGGAACCCACAUGGGCCCCUCUGAGAUUGGCUUGCUGGCCACCGUAGGGGUCACCGAGGUGGAGGUGCAGAAGUUCCCCGUGGUGGCUGUCAUGUCCACAGGCAACGAGCUGUUGAACCCAGAGGACGACCUCCAUCCAGGGAAGAUCAGGGAUAGUAACCGCUCCACGCUGCUCGCUACCAUCCAGGAGCACGGAUAUCCCACCAUCAACCUGGGCAUCGUGGGAGACAACCCAGACGACCUCCUGAACGCCCUGAACGAGGGCAUCAGCCGUGCUGACGUCAUCAUCACCUCUGGAGGGGUGUCUAUGGGAGAGAAGGACUAUCUGAAACAGGUGCUGGAUAUUGAUCUGCAUGCUCAGAUCCACUUCGGACGAGUCUUCAUGAAACCAGGUCUCCCGACAACAUUCGCCACGUUGGAUAUGGACGGCGCUCGCAAACUCAUCUUUGCCCUCCCAGGUAAUCCCGUGUCUGCCGUGGUGACAUGUAACCUCUUUGUUAUCCCCGCCUUAAGGAAGAUGCAGGGGAUCCUGGACCCACGGCCCACCAUCAUCAAAGCCAGGUUGUCAUGUGACGUAAAGUUGGAUCCUCGCCCUGAGUACCACCGCUGCAUUCUGACAUGGCACCACCAGGAGCCUCUGCCAUGGGCACAGAGCACAGGUAACCAGGUGAGCAGCAGGCUGAUGAGCAUGCGCAGCGCCAAUGGUCUCCUGAUGCUACCUCCAAAAACAGAGCAAUAUGUGGAGCUGCACAAGGGAGAGGUGGUCGACGUCAUGGUCAUCGGCCGGCUAUGAUGUCAUCAAAGGGGGACGUUGAGAUGGCUUCAUAGAGAGAGAGGGUUCAAAUGGGUGUUUCACGGUGCAUGUCCACAUAUCAUUGACUAUUCUGUAAUAUGCAACGGCACAGCUAGUUUUUAUUGAUUUGGAUAACGUUGAGGUAUAGUCAACAUCUCGAUCACAAACCUAGGUACAUAUGAUACAAAAAAUAUAUAAUUACUUUAAAAAGAUUAUAAUAGUAUUUCAGACAAAGACAAAUAUAACUUUUAAAGAAGAAAAUCGAAUUAUCAAAAGAGGUUUAUUCUGUAAUAUAUUAUUAUGAUUAUUCGUAUUAUUGUUAUCAUUAUUCUUCUUAUCAUUAUUAUAUUAUAAGUCAACUUAAUUCCUUUCACUGCAAUUGCUUUGUGUGUUCAAUGCUAGAUCUUAUCGAUAUUGGUAGCAUUUUAAUAGAGCUGUAGGUGCCUGCCAGGACAAAAAAAAAUAUAUAUAUAUUAUUUUCUCAUCUUUAGUGGGGGAAAAAUGUUUUUUUUUUUUUUUAAAUAUAAAGAAAAACAAUGAGGAAGACUCCAGAUUUCCCACGGUGCUCGGUUAAGAGGAAGGAGGGGAGGGCAUAAUCUAGGUCUACUUUCUCUGUGGUGUGACGCUUUAACGGUGACGCCACACACUUCUAUUUUUCUCUCGUUAUAGUAUGCAUCAUAAUGGCUUCACAAAGAGCUUUGCUUGUUGUUUAUCUUGUGAGUCUUGUUUAUGUGCGCAGUGCCAAAUGCCUGGGCAGGGACGAUGGUGGUGAUAGGAGGGAAGGGGGCAGUCACCCACCAACCUGCCCAGACCCUGAAGCUUCCUUAUUUAUCAUCUGACCAGGUGCAACUCUGCGCCCGAACCCCCUGGGGGCGUGGUCACCCGUGAAAAACAAAACCUUUUAUUUGAUCGACUAAGAGUAAAGGGGGGAAAAAAACAUGAAAUAAAAUAAACAGCUUCUUUAAGUGCUGACAGCCUUUUUAACUGACUUCACAAAAAAAUGUACAGGUAAAAAACAAUGCGAAGAAGAUGAACCAUAUUGUACAGAUAUAUGUGACCAGCACUCCUAAGGAAAUGAUUAUUAUUAAGCAAUGAAGAGACAUUGAACAACGCUGUACUAUAAUACAUUUUCCGUAAUGAUAUGAAACUGAUGAAAGAGACUACGAUAAUAAAAAUCCUUGAUCAUUAUGUAAAAAAAAAAAA